ACCAAAAUGGCGGAAGGGCCGCGCGUUCCAAAACAAAGUGAAAGAACGGAAGACAUUUCACAGCAAACUUAUGAUCACCCAAUUUUUAGAGAAAUUUCAUUUACGAAUGGACAAAUUAACAAGAUGAAGAAAGAGGAAGUCAAACGUUGCCUUGUUGAAAGGGGUUUGGACUCACGGUGAGUUUUGUGUAAUUUUUGGCGCUUCAAUUUGCAUUGACAUACAUGGAUUUUUACCACAAUAAUUGCGAUUAUUUUUUGUUAAGGUUUUCUUGUAACUGACGAGGAAAAGCUAUCGUUAAGUAAUCUAUCUUGUAUGUGGUAAUUCAAGUUUCUACCUUAGGAAUAAAAAGGACAUUAGGAUUUUUUUCUUUGACUUUAGUCUUCUUUCAGUACAAAUUUUGCGUAAGAUUACGUGCACUUGUUGUUAACGAUCACUUCAGAGUCAAAGAUCGAAUGAGAACAAGUCAGUUCUAUCCUGAAGGUUUUUCGGUCGACAAACACAAUCAUUCAUCAGUAUACAGGGUGCAAAGAAAGUCAUUUUUACAGCUUGCCGUUCGGGCAAGCUGAAGCUAGCAUUUACUAGCCCAGAUGUCAUUUCAACUAGCCCCAGCCGCUUUUUGACGAGCAGAAUUGAUUUCAUAGUUCUUCUGUUAUUCGAACUGCUCAAAAAACCUCACUUGCCCGUCAGGCAAGUUAACAACAGAAUUCAUCAGCCCGAUAGCAAAAUCCACCAGCCCUGGGCUAUCGGACACUACUUUCUUUGCACACUGGUAUACAAUGAAUGGAACUCCUUUGGACUCUAUAUCUCAUGAUCCUUGCUUGGGAGUCGGGCUGUCCUCCACUUUGAAUUGAAGCUUUCAUGUAGAAAACGUUAUAGGGAAGGCUAACCGGUCCCUUGGUUUCAUCAGACGUAAUCUUUAUUCCUGUCCUGAGAAUGUUAAAAGUCAGGCCCACCUCACCCUUGUUCAUCCUUGUCUGGAAUACACCUGCAGGGUGUGGGACCAACAUACUUAAAAGCAUUGCCACGAUAUUGAAAGAGUACAGCGGCAAGCUGCCAGAUUUGAAAAAAACUGCUACAAGGGGGAACCCAGAACAGUCACUAAUCUCCUUAAUGAUUUGAACAGUGGCACUCAUUAGAACGGAGGUCUACACAAAAUUGCACGACUUACCACCAUGUACAAAAUAGUGAACAAUAAAAUCAGGGUCAAUAUUCCAGAGUACAUUGUACGCCCAACCCGUGUUACACACUCCUACCAUAGCAGCAAGUUUAUAAGCAUUGCUAGUAACAGCAAUACCUAUAAGUACAAUUUUUUUUAUUAGAGCUCUAAAAGGAUGGAACACUUUACCUUCCUUUUUUAUUCGAUCAGCCUUCUGUGGACAAUUUAAAUCUGCUGUUACUAGUACAUGUAUCAUUAUUUUAUUCUCCUUCAUUGAUUUUUAUACAUCAUUUUAUUAUAUUAUUUAUUAUUAAUUAUUAUAAUUUUUUUGCACAUUCACGGUGAUGGGAAACCUUUGUGAAUUAUAACAUAUAAAUAAAUAAAUAAUCAGGCUGGUUCUGCAAGCGGGCAAGAUGAGACUACCUUGCUCGCUUGGGAUUUUCAAGGAAGGCGAGAUCAAGAUGGCUGGAUAUUGGCCGCAGUACUUGUUGCUGCGGAGCGACCGAAGGGAGCGAGCAGCAACAUAAUCAGGAUUUAAAAGAAAUAUAUAAGGGGCGAUGAAUUCUCGAAUUCAUCACUUUUUACCACAAUGCCUUGCAUUUAACCACACUUUUUACCACAAUGCAUUGCAUUUAACCAGAGUGCAUUGCGCCACGAACAACUCAAAUAAAAACACGGGGAAGUUCGGUGGGUGAGAGAGUGCAUCGUUUGCUGCUCAGACUUAGAGUUUUCUUUGUGGCAAAUUUUCUACAGCACGGUUAGCGGUCUUACCAAAUUUUAAGACACGCAGGAGUCUUUCAGAUGAGUACGAUGGUUAUCUUGGGGAUUGGAUUUCAAUUCAAAAGCCUUUGACUCGUCCAGGUGUUAAACCUGACGAGAAGAUGAGCAUUUGCUCUUCGACUCCUCAACACGGGGAAUAUACAAAUUCCAGCUUGCUAGAAGGUGAUGUGAAAGUGAGAAAAUGUCAUGCAAUGCUAUUCUUAAGAAAUUGUAUGAGCCGAAAAUGGAUGUGAUUUUGACCAUUCACUUCAAAAUAUUAAACAGCGGAAAUCGAGAUAACAAAACAUAUGUUUUGUGUCCUACUUUGCAGACGAGGACGUGUAUCGGCGUUUUGAAAAGCAUAAUUAUGUUCUUUCAUUCAUUCAUUGCCUUGGAAUAUGCGUUUACAUUGUUUUUUCACUGUUAAUAGCUCGGUUAAUGCGGCUGGCGAUCAUCUUGCCGGCGGAAGUUUCAUGGAAAAGGAAUAAAAUGAAAGACUUUUCCUAAAGAUUACGUAAUCAGCCUCUGUGGUGUAGUGGUUAGGUAUAGUCGCGCCGAGUCGAAGGUGCCGGGUUCGAGUCCUACCGAAUUACUUAUUUCUACUUUCUUUUUUUUUUCCGUUUUUUGUGUUGUUGUUUUCUAUAAAUAUAUAGCUAAAUAACUGUUACUUAAUAAAUUGCAACAAACAGCAAGAAAAGUAUUGUGUUUCCAAAGAAAAUAUCGUGCACCGUAUAUUAAAUAUAUGGAUAAACAAUCUGAAUUUCUAUUAUUUCCUACAAUUUACUGUGGGAAAACCAGAGUUGAUAACCACUUGAUCAUUUUCUAAACAACGUUCCCACGAGUUCUUUCUAUAGACUGAUAGUAAUUAUUCUGGUACUUUCCAACAUGUAAAUAGGACAUUCAAUGUCAUUUUUGAUUCUUUUAAGUCUCACUGCCUAACUAAUGCCAGUAUCAACAGAAUGUGCCGCAGCAUUACUAUCUUUUAGAUACCCUAGUUUGCAUAAUUUAUUAUUGACCACAACUUCGUGUCAGGCCAUAAAAAUGUGAGAAAAAGAACUUAGCCAGUAUCCUGCCAUCUUGACCCCAAUAAGGCAUAUAUGUCCUAGUGCAGGCAUGUUAGUGGCUGGCAAGGCCGAUAAAGACUGGCAGGUCCUACUCCAGCAGCUGUCAAAGGGAAAUGUCUAAUCAGGGGUGGGUGCAGCUUGAACAAGGUUUUCCCCCCUUAGAUGCAUUCCCUCCAGCGUAGCAGGGCAAGUAGCUUCAAGGGAGCUGGUGGCUUGGUGGAUGGUAAGAUGCCAAGUAUUGGACUGCUAAGGCUUUUGACAGAAAUGCUUUGUGCCUUUCCAUCCAAGCUGCCAUCGCUAGGUUGAUUCUAGGCAGGGGCCAUCUCUAUAAAGCCAUAAAUCUGAAGGACUUCCCAACAGAUUUUAAACAUUUAGUCCUCAAUCUGAUGUUUCCUGUUGUAACAAUGCUGUUUCAUUUUUGUGUAAUCCAUUUUUUCCUUUGUAUUAACAAAUAGGGGAGUGAAGGAAGUUCUGCAGAAACGACUAAAAAACCACAUCAAGAAAGAGAAACUGGUACAGGCUAAACUAGUGCAGGAAAAGAGAAUGAAUGAAGUUCACUUUUACUGUGUUAUUGACUUUGAAGGGACAUGUGAAGAAGAAAAUCCCAAAGACUACAUUCAUGAGAUUAUUGAGUUUCCUGCUGUCCUUGUGGAUGCGACUACACUUGAAGUGGUAAGUGAAAUUAGUAGGGGCACCGAACAACAGUUACUGUUUCCUGUAAAUCAUCCAUUUGGAGAAGCAAAUAUCGCCUAUAAUUUUCUAUAGCUUGAGGGUGGCUAAAAAUAUUUACAUGCCUGUUCCAUUCAUGUACUAUUUUGGAAGUUUAUCUUAUAUAUUCCGUACAGUUUUCUGAACCCCAGUUUUUCAUAUUUCCCUCCCCAGAUUAAGCUGUAUUUUGUACAAGAAAGAAACAAAAAAUUUUCUCACCUUAGAAAAGUAUUUUAAGUUUCAUCUAAAAUUUUUGGGAAAAUAAAACUAAAAGCCCAAAGUUGCACUUUUGAAAAGACUUAAGUUACCUUAGGAUGACUGAAAAGAUACAAAUUUUAUAGUGCCAUUUACUAGAAUGCAUUUGUAGAGUUUUUUAAAUACUGUGGAUAGCCUAAAAGUGUUUUCAAUGAAUUUACAAGAUAACCAUUGCUGGGUGCCCCUAAAUUUUAGUGUGCAGUGUUCCCCCUAAUUUUUAGGUAAGCAGGUAAGGGACCAUUCAUGGCCAGUUAGGCAAAAUAUAUGCACCAGAGGCACAAUUUCCUGGGGGAAGCAGGGGGGGGGGGCGGGGUAAUGAAGUGAGGGUCAUGGUCCCACCCCAGGAGGAGGAGCUAAUUAGUUCUUUGAAACAUCAUUCCCUCAUUUUAAGACCUAUUUUACACAAAUCAGCCAUUGUUAUCUUUAGACUACAAUGAAUUUAAAACGUUUGAUCCCAAUUAAAUUUCAUUCUGUCUACAAUGUUCUUUUCCAAAAUGUGUGGCCCAUAAAAAGAAAAACCGUAUAUACAUUAGUACUUUUUCAUAUAUUCAUUCAUAUUUAUUUCCUUGAUCAGAUAGGAUCACAACUUGCGUAUUUUUUAAAACUACUUAUUUAAUUUUAGUAAACCUUCAAGCAGUUGCAGCAGUAAGAAUUAAGUGUUGCUUAUUUUACUGGUUGCGUGCCUGAUAAGAAGAACACUGCUUAAGUGGGUUUUGCACCCACAUCCUUUGAAUAUUGAAGCACAAGUUAAACUGGGCACCUAUUCAAAAUAUAGCAAAAUACAAUCAUGAUACUAAUAACAAGAGUUUUAACAAACUGAACCAGUCAAGUUUAUUUACAAAAAAAAGGUGGACAUUUGUAGUAGUUUUUGCAGGGCUCAUAUUAUGCGAUGGUGUGAUUUUUCAUAAUACUGGCCUCAAAUCAGAUCCAAUCACAAAAUUUAAGGAAAAUUGCAUACUUCUUAAAAAUUGCUUAAUUCAAAAGUAAACAAUGAUUUUUUCAGAAGGUCAAUGCUGUUUUAGCAUGAUUUAUCACUAAACAACUAAGCCUUACAAGACAUCCAAAACCUUCAAUUGUGGUUGGUUGUGAUCAUUGGGCAGCCUUUUGAGUAUUUCAAAGACAAGCGGUGUUGUCAACGUGCUUAUAGUUUGGGUGUUAAUACAUGCAUGUUGUUGUUGCUAGGUAUCUGAAUUUCAUGAAUACUGCAAACCACAGUUCAAGUCACAAUUGUCACAGUUUUGCCAGGAACUCACGGGAAUUUCACAGGUGGGUGUGGUGUCAUUAUCAUCCAUGGUACAGUGGAAGCUCUCGUAAAUGGACACCCUCAGGAUACGAAAAAGGUGUCCGUAACUGGAGCUGGCCGCUUACAAGAAUAGUUGAUCAUAUGCGGCUACAAGGGGUGUAAGGGUUAUAUGGCAGCUUACGGGAGUUUGCCCAGCUACAAGUAAACUUUGCAAAUGCAAAAAAAACUGUUUGUUACUUUUUGGCUAUACUGUUGUUCUGGGAAUGUUACAAUUCAGUCACAAGCCUAAAAUUCAAGGGAUGUCUUGAGGUGUUACCCAUAUUGUAUGUGAAAAAAAUACAAGCACUGAUAACUGGCAUCAAUUCAUUGUGAUGAACAGUGAUUUGGAGUCAAGAUUCAGAUUAAAAUACAAGAUUCAGACGUGAAUGAGAUUUCAUUUUGGUUGUCUGCCUUCUGAAAGUGUCCUUGGCUGCUUGUGGGUAUGUCCACGUACAAGAAUGUAAAAAUACAGAGUUUGUAUGGAAGUUAAAACGAGAUUUUGUGAAGACCGCCAGUUUGUAGAGCUGUCCACUCACCAGAAUGUCUGUUAAGAGCGCUUCCACAGACUGUAGUUGCUAGUUCAAGUUUGAACCAUUUGCCUCAUUCUUAAGUUGUGGCUUACCCUGGGUAGCAGAGGUUUUUUCUAUGUGUGCAAAACUCACUACUCCUCUCAACAACUUUUAAAAGGCAUUGUUUGAUAGGAUUAAAACCCCAUUUAAGCCCUAAAUAACAACCAUAUGCCUCUAAUGAUAGCUGAAUGGUCCUUCUUUUAAUUUGAUACAUUGCUGUUACUUAUAAUCCUAGUACUUUUUUGUUAACUUUUUGUGAAAAGUCUUUUGACUCCCUGAUAAGUGAUGAUGUCAGUGUCGUCAAUCAAAUCUGAUCACAUGCCAAGCAAAACAUCUCACUUUAUUUUUGUUCUUGUUGAAUCGGUUUGUUUAUUUAUUUGUCAUUUCUAAGGAAUUAGUGGACAAUGCAGACUCCUUCCCAGAUGUCCUCUCCAGAUUUGAGCAGUGGCUUAGAGGGCAAGAACUUGGAACAAAAUAUAAAUUUGGUGUAGUUACAGAUGGGUAAGUAAUCUUCUCAGUUUUCUUCUUACUAGUUUUUUGGUGUACAACGUUUCUGGAAAUUGUUAAUUCUAGAGAGACACUUAAUUCUCCUUCCUUUGUAUUUUUUUUAGUCCCUGGGACAUGGGUCGUUUCUUCUCAACGCAGUGCAGACUUUGUUCGAUACCUGUACCCAAGUUUGCGAGAAAGUGGAUUGAUCUGAGAAAAUUGUACAGGAAUUUCUACAAAGUUGCAAAAGGCUCGCUUCAAAAAAUGGUAACCAAUCUUGGAAUGGAAUUCGAAGGGCGCGCUCAUAGCGGAAUGGACGAUGCUCGUAACAUAGCGAGGAUUUUACAAAAAAUGAUUGAAGAUGGCUGUGAAAUAAAGUUUAACGACUACCUCUCCGACCAUCCGCAACUGGAUACGCGCAGACUGGACGAAUUAAAAAAUGUGUAA
This is a messenger RNA of Porites lobata, 6726 nucleotides long. The record is from the annotation of a GenBank genome assembly. Lineage: Eukaryota; Metazoa; Cnidaria; Anthozoa; Scleractinia; Poritidae.